Penicillium coprophilum is the source of this 1629-nucleotide messenger RNA. It is a transcript of the gene mfsA, whose product is annotated as glucose-inactivated glycerol proton symporter STL1. Gene Ontology annotation, cellular component: membrane. The transcript has a single exon. The record is from RefSeq and is a predicted model, not a curated record. Lineage: Eukaryota; Fungi; Ascomycota; Eurotiomycetes; Eurotiales; Aspergillaceae. Gene Ontology annotation, molecular function: carbohydrate:proton symporter activity. The coding region runs from base 1 to 1629 and encodes 542 amino acids. Gene Ontology annotation, biological process: carbohydrate transport; transmembrane transport.
AUGUGGACGACCAAUUGCGGCCUGACUGGUCGAUCGCUCCGGGUGAGCAUCACCGUCGCUGCCGUCGUGGGUUUCUCGCUCUUCGGCUACAAUCAGGGCAUGAUGGCUGGCCUUCUUAACGGCGACGAGUUUGUGAACUCCUUCCCAAUUCUCGAAAUGCCCGAAAAUGGGACUGAGGCGGAAACAAAAUAUGUCAACGUCAUCCGCGGUGCUGUCACUUCCUGCUAUGAGCUUGGAUGUUUCUUCGGUGCCUUGUUCUCUAUGUUUUUCGGCGACAAAUUCGGCCGCACUCGCCUGAUCUUCAUGGGUGCCAGCAUCCUGAUCAUUGGUGCUGUGCUAACCAGCACCUGCUUUACCGGAAGCUGGGAAGUCGGUCAGUUCGUCAUCGGCCGUGUUGUAUCAGGCAUCGGAAACGGAAUGAACACGGCCACAAUCCCAGUCUGGCAAUCGGAAUGCUCUGGUGCUCACAACCGUGGCUUCCUCGUCUGUUUCGAAGGUGCUAUGAUCGCUGGUGGCACCUUCAUCGCCUAUUGGGUAGUAUUCGGCCUCUCGUACGCGGCAGACAGUGUCCAGUGGCGAUUCCCCGUGGCACUUCAGAUCUUGUUUGCUAUCGUUGUGGCCACCGGUGCCUUGAUGCUCCCUGACUCUCCAUCGUGGUUUGUGUCUAGAGGAUACGACAAGGAGGCCUGUGAAGUGCUCGCUAAGCUCAACGGCACCACUCCUGAUUCAGACAAGGUACUCAGCGAAUUCAAUUUCUUGAAGCAGGACGUGGAAGCCUCGAGGCGCUCACAGGCAGGCUGGAAGACGUUAUUCAAAGCCAACAAGACCAAGGACCUCCAGCGCCUUCUCAUUGGUUGCUCUGGCCAGUUCUUCCAGCAGUUCACCGGCUGUAACGCCGCUAUCUACUAUUCCACCCUGCUUUUCCAGGAAAAUCUGCACAUGGAGAAAACCUUGUCUCUGAUUAUGGGUGGUGUGUUCGCCACUGUCUACGCCAUUGCAACCAUUCCCUCCUUUUUCAUGAUUGAAAGAGUUGGCCGUCGCAACCUAUACUUGAUUGGUUUCCUGGGCCAAGGUCUCAGUUUUGUCAUCACCUUCGCUUGUUUGAUCAAGGAGAGCGAGCAGAACGCCAAGGGCGCUGCCGUUGGUAUCUUCCUCUUCAUCGUUUUCUUCGCAUUCACUCUCUUGCCACUCCCGUGGAUCUACCCCCCGGAGAUCAACCCCCUCCGUACCCGUACUGUUGGCGCGUCGGCGUCGACCUGCACCAACUGGAUCUGCAACUUUGCCGUGGUUAUGUUCACGCCGCUUUUCGCUGGUGAAAGUCCAUGGGGCGUUUACCUCUUCUUCGCACUGUUUAACUUCAUCGGCUUGAUCUUCGGCUUCUUCUUCUAUGUUGAGACAGCUGGUCGUGAUCUUGAAGAGAUCGACAUUAUCUACGCCAAAGCCAAUAACGAAGGAAAGCUGGCGUUCAGGGUCGCUCACGACAUGCCCAAGCUGACCUUCGAGGAGAUCACUCAACAGUCUCACGCGCUGGGCUUGAGCACCAGCGAGCAUGUCGCACAUGAGAAGAGCGAGCUUGGCCUUAGCAGUGACAGUGGCCAAGAGAUUGAGGAGGUCCAGGAGAAGCGCUAG